This is a messenger RNA of Saprolegnia diclina VS20, 1447 nucleotides long. RefSeq lists its product as hypothetical. The record is from RefSeq and is a predicted model, not a curated record. The transcript has 3 exons. The coding region runs from base 29 to 1363 and encodes 444 amino acids. NCBI's taxonomy places the organism in Eukaryota, Oomycota, Saprolegniomycetes, Saprolegniales, Saprolegniaceae.
GUGGAACUUUACCUACUGAAACGCCAAAAUGACCUUUGGCGCCGCCGAGCGAGGCGCCUACCACUUGCUAUCAUCUGACAGAGAGCACCCGCUACCUAUGCUGUCCAAUCUGCUCGUGCUGCUCGUGCUCGGCGCCAACCUCCUCUUCUCCGGGUUCAUCUCGGGCUGGGCGUCCAUGCAGCUCUUCCUCAUUGAUGAAGACCAGUACCACGACCGCUGCGAGAGUCCUUCGGUGCGCUGCGCUGCGCAAGAGUCGCAGCUCGCACUCAUUUACGGUCUCGCACAGUUUACAACCACACUGAGCUCGUUCCCCGCCGGCCUUUUUCUUGACAAGGCGGGGCCCGUCGCCACGAGUCUUGUCGCGGGUGCAUUUUCGGCUGUGGGUUUUGCGCUCAUGGCCGUCUCGGACUCGGUGACGUUCGAUGCCUUCAUCGAAGGCUACUGCCUCAUUGGCGUUGGCGGUACGCUCACGCUGCUCACGUCGUUCCAAGCCGGGUUCGUGCACCUCCCCUGGCAAACGCUCGUCCUCGCCGCAGCCAACUGCCUCUUUGACGCGAGCGCCGUCAUGCCCUCGGUGCUCUACGCGCUGCAUACCGCGCUCGGUUUGUCGCGGCAGACGCUGCUCCUUGUCUACGCGGGGCUUGCUCUGGCCGUGUACCCACUGGUAGCGAUCUGCUGGCACCUCCACCGAGGCACGAAGGAGGUCAAGGAAGAGAAGAGGCUCGCCAUUUCGUGGACGACACAACUUAUCUCGCUGCCCUUUGGCUUCCUCGCCGUCUUUGCGAGCGUGCACAACCUGCAGUCGGCCAUCUUUUUCGGAACCGUCAAUCGCAUGCUUGCGGUUGACGGAGACCAACGUCUAGUCUACACGCGCGCGUUUGGGUGGGUCCUUCCGGUUGGGUUUCUGGCGGUGCCGCUCUUGCACGCUGUUGUGCGCAAGUACAGUGUGCUCGGCGCAAUGUUCAGCACGUCGCUGCUCUGCGUGGGCUACCACGCGUUCCUACUGGUGCCGUCGCUAGAGCUGCAGCCCAUUACGUUUGUGCUCUUUACCAUUUUUCGAGGCUUUCUGUAUUCGACGGUCGCCGCGUUUGGAGCCGAGACCUUUGGCGAGGCGAGUCUUGGAUCGCUUCUCGGUGCGCUCUACUCCCUCUGCGCCCUCGUCGCUCUGUGUCAAGUACCUAUUGUCGUUGCCGCCAAUGCAGCACCCCGCUGGGCACAACACAUGUACAUCGUCUCGUUGGCUACCGCAGUUUGUAUGCUCGGUGUUCUCGAGUGCUAUCGUCGAUACCACUCGGUUCGUCCUGUAACCACCGAGUCAGAGGGCACGCGGGACCUUCCUACGUCACGUUUGCUCUCCUCGUGACCUCAUUAGACUUAAAGCCAUAUAUCGAUAUAAACAACGAGGGCUAGGUGCAUCUAACGUAGAACAAGUCGUCGUUCAAUUCGU